This is a messenger RNA of Chara braunii, 3985 nucleotides long. The record is from the annotation of a GenBank genome assembly. Lineage: Eukaryota; Viridiplantae; Streptophyta; Charophyceae; Charales; Characeae.
CGGCGGCUCCUGGUUGUGAGAACAUCUUCACUUCAUUCCUGCCGUGCGAGCAAUUAGGUGAUGGGUCGUUUGUUGCCCAUCUCCUCCACGGCGUUUGUUUCUCUGCUAGCCACGUGCUGCUUCUCGGUAUGCCGUGCUCCACACAUGAUGUUCGUGAUCGACCCCCCCCGUCUCUUCUGUGCGAGUAGUUGGUCGGCGGGGAGUGUGCGCGGACAGGCAAUUGACGUGAUGUGUUUAUUUUUAAUUCUGUCCAACGGUCUGUCCACCGAUUCAUGAUCGAUCACCGUUAAGCGGUCGCCAUGCGGCAGCUAAUCGUCCGUUGAUCGAUAGCCGGAUCAUCGCUAAUCAGUUGUUCGUCUUCAGAUCGGUCGGAGGGUUUUGCGGUUGGCAAUCGACAGCGACGACCAUCAACUACCGCCCAAUCUGUGUCGCCGAUUCUUGCCCCGCCGCCACGUCAUCAUGGCCACCGCGGCGUAGCUACCGGACAAGGAUAACCGUUUUCGAGGGAUGAAUCAAUUCAUCGGGAGCUAUCACAGCUACUAUCACGGUCGCGUUGUUCGCGCUCCGUGGCGGAUGCGGCUUGGGUCUUCGGUCAUCCAUUGAGUUAGAGCGCAGCUCUCUGCACGAGAAGCGUCGAUCUCCUCCGCUCUGCUCUGAUUGUGCGAGAACCGUCGGUCUGCUCCGCUCUGCUCUGGUCUGGCUUUGGCUCGGAAGGCGCACUCGGACGAGCAGAUAGUUUUCGUUGUUGUCGUCACACUAGUGCUACCGGCGGCCGGGAGUCUUCGAGAUGGGGAAGACAAAGACCUCGGGUAAGGGUCGGUUAGACAAGUAUUACCACCUCGCCAAGGAACAAGGUUAUCGAUCGAGAGCGGCGUUCAAGCUGGUGCAGCUGAAUCGGAAGUACCAGUUUCUAGAGAAAUCGAGGACAUUGCUUGAUCUGUGCGCAGCGCCAGGAGGAUGGCUUCAGGUGGCGGUGAAGUACAUGCCGAUGUCGAGCCUGAUCAUCGGCGUCGAUCUCUUUCCGAUUAAGCCGAUCAGAGGGUGUGUGACAUUCACGGAGGACAUCACGACGCCCAAGUGUCGCACCGUUGUGAAGAAGGAACUCAAAGGGAACUUGCUCGACGUCGUCUUGCACGAUGGAGCCCCUAAUGUUGGAGGAACGUGGGCCAAGGACUCCUAUUCGCAGGCUGCACUCACCUUGGACUCUCUCAAACUCGCCACCGAUUUCCUCGCACCCGGCGGCUUAUUUAUCACCAAGGUGUUCAGGUCUCGCGAUUACAAUGCCCUUCUUUAUGCGUUUAAUCAGCUAUUUGACAAAGUGGAAUCAACAAAGCCAAUGGCAAGUAGAAACACAUCCGCAGAAAUUUAUGUCGUCUGUCGUGGUUUCAAGGCCCCGAAGAAGAUUGACCCGCGGCUUCUGGAUCCUCGGGUGCUUUUUGAGGAUGUCUCAGAACCAGCCAAGCCUAUCGAUGUCCUACAUGAUAGUAAGCGGAAGCGGCAUCGUGAUGGAUAUGAAGAGGGUGCCUCUGUCUUGUUCAAAUCUGGCACGGCUGCAGCAUUUAUGUCUUCAGACAAGCCAGCAGAAUUCCUGGGAACCUUCAAUGUCAUCACGUUCACAGACCCCGAAAGUGUGCCGCUGAAAACUCAUUCUGCAACAAAUGAUGAGAUACUUGCCCUUUGCGAAGAUCUUAGGGUCCUUGGUAAGGGCGAGUUCAAACGGCUACUCAAAUGGAGGACGGCAGUGAAGAAGGACACAGAAGCCAAAAAGGAUGACGAGAAGGUGACAAAGGAGGAGGCACCAAAGCUGACAGAAGAGGAACAUGAGAUCGUUGUAUUGAAGGAGAUGGAGGAAAUGAAGGAGCUUAUGGACACGAAGAAACGGAAGGCAAAGAAGAAACUGGCAAAGCAGCGCCAAAAGGAACGUCUACGAGCGGCACUGCGAGGGAAUGCGGAUGCAACGGACGAUCUCUACGGCGAAACUGGCUUGUUUUCUCUGUCUGCCAUUAAGAGCAACAGAGAGCUCAAAGAGGUGGAGGAAGUCGACACUAUUGAUGAUGAAGACUGGGAUGCAAGCGAUGCAGACGAAGAUGAGGAUGUGCAGCAAAAGGAAAGUGAGAGUGACGACGAUGGAUAUGAUUCAGAUGGACAGAAGCGCAAAUACCAGGCGGAGCUGGAGGACUACUUUGACCGUGCGUACAGAGAAUACAUGGAGACAAUGGGUAAAAGUGCAAAGAGGAAGCGAAGGGCACGGUUGCAAGAUGAAGAUGCAGAACUGCCUGAGGGAAAUGACGAGGAGGACCAGGAUGGCGGUGUGAAUGUGAAGACCCCUGAAGAAAGGCGAAAAUUGGAGGAUCUGCUGCGUGAUGGCGAAGAUGAUGAAAGGGACGCAAACCCUCUCUUGGUUCCACUAGUUGAGAAAGAGAAGAAAACUAAGCUUGAGGUAACCAAGACUUGGUUUGAACAGGAUGUCUUCGAAGGAUUUGAGAAAAUAGGUGACGACGAGGACGACAAUGGCGACAGAGGCACUGGCAACCAGCUGGCGGCAAGACCGAAAAGCAUGCCGAAGCUUAGCAACACUCCUGCAGCAUACAGUGCCAAGCCAAAUGCGAAGGAGGAGGCGGGUGGACGGCAGAAACCUGAACCGGAAGGAGGUAGAACAGUUCUAGUUGCCAAGAAAUCCAGUGCUGAGGCAAAUGGUCACUCUUUAACGAGCUCCGUCAAACCGGCCGAAGAAGAAGGGUUUGAAGUUGUUCCAAUGGAGCAAGAUGACAGUGACAGUGAUAGCACUGACUCAUCUGAUGAUGAGAUGGAUUACGACAGUGAUGAAAAGGCAGAGAUACUUGCCUAUGCGAAGAAAAUGCUCAGGAAGAAGCAGAGGGAGGAGAUAAUCGAUUCAGCUUACAACCGAUACACUUUUAAUGAUGAUAAUUUACCACAAUGGUUCGCUAAUGAUGAGCGAAAACACAUGAAGCCUUUGCCAGUGGUGACCAAAGAAGAAGUCGAAGCUGCAAGAGCUGAGAACAAAGCUAUUGAUGCAAGGCCCGUGAAGAAAGUGGCAGAGGCAAAGGCACGGAAGCGACGCCGGAUUCAGAAGAAAUUGGAAGCAGUGCGACAGCGGGCAAAUGCAAUUGCGAACCAGGAAGAUCUGAAUUCUCGUUCGAAGAACAAGAUGAUUGACAAGCUGUACAAGAAGGUUCAGACGAGGCCACCAAAGAAGGAGGUGGUGGUUGUGAGGGGCAAAAGUGGCAAAAUAGGAGCAAACGCAGGCAAGGGAAAACUGCGGGUUGACAAGCGCAUGCUCAAAGAUAAGCGACAGCGAGGAACGGGUAAGAUUCGGGGGAGAGGCAAAGGACCCGUGAAAACAAGGAACAGCGCAAAGGGAGGAGGGAAAGGUAGUAAAGGAGGGAAAGAAAGAAGAUAGCAUAGAGAUAUUAAAUAGGGCAAAAUACUAAAUAGACAGGUUUCAUGUUAGGAUGCUGCCAAGCGGUAUUCGAAAAUAUUAAUGACGUGAGGAUGGUUCCAAAACGAUAGGUGUCCAGUCGAUGGCUCUCAGCUGCCAGAGAAUGGAGGAGGGGAGGAUAGGGACGAGACAUGGCGGGAGGAUGAUGGGGACGAGAUAAGGCGGGAGUAGGGCGGCAGGCGGCACUGGUCCUGCCAAGGUCGACAAUGGAUUUUUUGAUAUGGCAUUGGAACAUGGUGGCAAUUGCAGAGUGUUCACGAGGUCACAAAUGGAGUGUUGCAGGUGGCACCACAUGCAUGGCAGCAAUUGCGGGUCCAGUGUGGGCUGCAGAGUCAGUUCUGUAUAGUACGAUUUUGCAAGAGGGACAGCUAUUCUUGUUUCUUUCACUGGCGCUCACAGAAGUUGGACCUUCUGUCCAGCUUGGGACAGUAGGCACUCUCCUGGAACAAUCACCAAGGUAGGACUGUUGCACUCUUGACUUUUUGAAAUGCUCAAUUUUGGCGAGAAUGAACGUUUCACCCAGUC